AAGCAGGUUUUCAAUUGAGGACACAGCCCCACUGUUGAGGGUGGUGACGUCACCGCGGGCGGUUUCGCGCAGGUGAGCCUCACCUGUGCGCGCAUCGCAGAUUCUCCGCUAUUCGCGUGCCAGCUGCAGCAUCCCUGUCCUCCGGUGAUGAAUCAGCUCCCGUACAUCGGCGGCUGCUUGCCGUUAUUCAUCAUGGCGAUAGUUUUCGACAUCACGGGUCUGAUCCUGCUUUUGUUCGGCAUCUUCGGCGACGCGCGCAAGCGCGGUGUGUUUUACGGGGAUUUUCUCAUCCACAGCGGCGCGCUGAUCCUGUUCGCCAGUCUGGGCUUCUGGUUGAUGUGGUAUAUCGGGAAUAUCCGGGUGGCAGAGGAGAGCUUGGAGCGGAGAUCCAGCGCGGCGCACAGCGUUAAAAAUCUGGCGAGGAAACUGACGGAGAGACUCUCCAAAACACAGCAGCAGAACGACUCAGGUGGGAAACCGGCAGGUAAAGCCUCCACUCUUCGAAAUGUAACGUUUGGUAAGUCCAGCUAUUUCCCGGGACAGAAGGAUCCAGACACGGAUACAAUCUCAUGUGACGAACUAUCCAAAGACACUACAGAAGAGUUCAUGUGCUAUCAGAAUAAAGCAUAUGAAGAUGAGGAGUCGAGCGUGAACAAAAGCGACGAUUCGUCUAAAGAUGAGAAGGAAUCUAAAUCAGAUGAAUCUCAGGAGAAAAAGCCAGGCGAUACCGACUUCACCUGUUAUCAGAAUGAAGGCUAUGAAGGGACAGAAUCAGCGGCGGCCAAAGACACCGAUCAGAAAUCUGAAGAUCAACCUGAAAACUGUGACACUUUACUGUGACAGCAGAUCACGAAACAAAAACGUUCAGAAGCAGAAAACCUUAAGAAGUUAACUGCAGAUUAGUUAUGAGUUACUGCACACAAUCCAACCUCUCUAUUUGUAAUGUAACUACUCAUAUUUGUUUGUUUAAGAUUUGUGCAAUGGUCGACUGAUCAUUAUGUUUUUAAUGACUCAUGUUGAUAUUAAUAUUAAUACUUAAACUGGCCAAAUAUUGACCUUGUCAAUAUAUCGCUCGUUGACUAUUUAUGUGUAUGCGUGUGUGUGUAUGUGUGUGUGGUUCACACAAGUUUACAUUUACAUUAUUUAAAAUAAUACUCAGGUCCUUGCUUUUCACUGUAAAUAUCAUUUUUGGUAUUUUUCUCUUGUUUUCCUGUACAAAUACCUUUUCAAGGAUGUUUGUACGUGAAAGUAGGACAGAAACGCUGAGCUUAUACAGGAUUGUUUGCAGUGUUGCACAGUCUCAUUUGUAAAGUUUAUUUAUGAACUCAAGCAGUGUAGGAAUUUAUUUCCCAGUCAAAGUGAGCGCGCAUGCAAACUCCUCGGGAAAGAGUAAAGUCAUUUCAUCUGUUAGCUAAGCUUUACUUCAACCUGUCGUCAUGGGCCGCGUGUAAAGAGUUGCCCGACCUGUCCGACAGCAAACACGCAAGUUAGUCUGAUCGCUAACUUAUGUGCUUUAAUGUGGGUGUGACCUUUGUUGGCCCAUCUUGAAACAAAGAUGGAAAUAUAAUACUGUACUUCACCAAACAAUGCCAAUAAUACUUCAGGCAGUAAGGCAAUCCGUACAAAUAUGUGCCUCUAUUGUUUAUAAAAUUGUUAACCCAUUGAUUCCCAUCAGGUUUAUUUGUGCCAAAAGUCAUGUGAUCAUUUUAGACCAAUGCUCAGAGCUGUUUUAGUCCAGUUUGGCUGAAACUGAAAGAUGGACCUUGAAACGGUAAAAUUCCAUAUUUUUCAAAACAUUUAAAAUUUCAUUGAACUGUCCAAGGAGUAAAAUGCAUGCGCUCAUUUAUCUGUGAAAUGUUGUAAUGAAGUGGGUUAUGGCGUAGGAGUAUAUAAACAUUAUAAGCUAUAUGGUGUCAAAUCAGGGAUAUUUCAGGAUGUUUACUGUAAAUAUAUAUUUUUUUAGAGAUUAUAUUUUGGGUAGUGAGUGGCAUGUGUGUCCUGACAUAUCAAUCACAUUGUGACACUGAAUGUGUUUCAUUAUUGUGUGAGCUUGUAAGAUUCGAACAAUGCCAAUAAAGUACAAUGUAGAAAUACAGCCAUAUAUUUAAUGUUGUGUUUGUAAAGUUUCACACAAAAUUAAACCACAUUACACCCAAAAGUCUGUAUUUGUUUUU
This is a messenger RNA of Misgurnus anguillicaudatus (oriental weatherfish), 2174 nucleotides long. RefSeq lists its product as uncharacterized. The record is from RefSeq and is a predicted model, not a curated record. NCBI's taxonomy places the organism in Eukaryota, Metazoa, Chordata, Actinopteri, Cypriniformes, Cobitidae.